Messenger RNA from Caenorhabditis sp. 36 PRJEB53466, 383 nucleotides. The record is from the annotation of a GenBank genome assembly. Lineage: Eukaryota; Metazoa; Nematoda; Chromadorea; Rhabditida; Rhabditidae.
AUGUGCAAUAAACAGUACGAACGGUAAGAUGAGUACUGAAAAAAUAAACACGUAAACAUUUGAACAAGCGGGGCCAGGUCCCAGAAAUCUUGAUAGUGCAGUUCAGAAAGAAGAACGGCCGUUUCGAGAGCCGUGAACAAACAACUGAAGAUGGUCGACGAAAGCGACGAAGAUGUCUUCCGCCUCUGCGCCGGAUUCCUCUUUGUCAUUUCCUCGAAUCCGCUCGACGAAACGGCAGUUCAUCCGGAUGAUUAUGCGGCCGCGGAGAAGUACAUAACCUCUUCUGUUCAUUCGCAAAAGUAACUCGUGAUUUCAGACUGCUCGAAAAACUUCAAAGACUGCCGAAGAAGACAAGAACGGCUAUGUCGACACGACGAAUUUGA